Strongylocentrotus purpuratus (purple sea urchin) is the source of this 3542-nucleotide messenger RNA. It is a transcript of the gene snap29, whose product is annotated as synaptosomal-associated protein 29. The transcript has 4 exons. NCBI's taxonomy places the organism in Eukaryota, Metazoa, Echinodermata, Echinoidea, Camarodonta, Strongylocentrotidae. Gene Ontology annotation, cellular component: plasma membrane; SNARE complex. The record is from RefSeq and is a predicted model, not a curated record. Gene Ontology annotation, biological process: synaptic vesicle fusion to presynaptic active zone membrane; synaptic vesicle priming; exocytosis. Bases 58 to 894 code for a protein of 278 amino acids. Gene Ontology annotation, molecular function: SNAP receptor activity; syntaxin binding.
GACCUAUACAACAAUAUUCUUUUGUGAAACAAGAAGCAAAUUAGAGAAGCUCUCAGAAUGUCGGGUAAAAAUCCAUUUUUUGAUGAAGGAACAGCAGGUAGCGGGGGAGCUGGAAGUUCCUGGAAUGAUUGGGAAGAUGUUGGAAAAGAAUCGACCGACUAUGAUUCGAAAAAUGAUUAUGGAUUUGAUUUUCAGAGCAAACAAAUGGAAAUUGAUAGACGGAAACAGAACAUGUUAUCUAGCACACAGAGGUCUAUGGGACUGAUGUAUGAAGCGGAGCAGGUCGGGAAUGAAACGGCAGCAGAACUGUUACACCAAGGUGAGCAACUGCAGAGAGUGGACACCAAGCUGGACAAAAUGGACAAAGACCUUGACAUCUCCAAGAGGCACAUCACGUCCAUGAAGUCCAUCUUCGGAGGCAUCGUCAACUACUUCAACAAGCCCAAACCCGACCAGCAGGAGCAGGCUGCCCCGCCCCGAGGCCCCAGCAAGCUCAAGACGCACAUGGAGCGGUCAGAGGCGGAGGAAGAGAUGAGGAGGGCGAACACCGAUCACCCCGCCCUGAAGCUCAGAGGGGUGGGGGCUUCGGAGACCAAUGCAGGAGGGUGGGGUCCAUCUUCUACGGCAGGGUUUGGAGCGGAGGACGACGGUGGGGUGGGGUCGACGAGUAAUGUGUUGCAGUCGCCCGGUAUGAAGGACUUUGACAAUCAACUCAAUUCCAAUCUAGAUGACAUCACCUCUGGCAUUGGUCGUCUGAAGGGUCUGGCUAUGGGACUGAACGAUGAACUGGACAAACAGAACGAUGACAUCGAUAGGAUAACGGGCAAGGUGGGGAGAGUGGACGUCAAGCUGGGUCAAACGGACAAGGAAGUCAAGAAGAUACUCAGGAGAUAAUGAUGGCUGGCCGUGAGAAACGCAAGCAGCUGUCUUUGAAUUCCUUGGUUUGAACUUGAUCCAUAUGAACAGAUAAAUAUUAAUAUUUGUAUUAUUGUUAUUAUUAUUUUGCUCCAUGCUCAUAUCAUUGAUAAAAGAUCAGCAUCUUGAAUUUGUAGAUACGUGACUUUCAUGAACAUUUCAUUUUAUAUGUUUCAAGGUAAAUUUCUGCAGGUUGAGUCAUUUUGUCUAUUUGGAGUCAGAAGUAUAUAGUCAAACCUGCCUUAGUGACCACCUGUCUACAAAGACCACUUUUUGUGUUUCCCUUGGGUGGUCGCUUUAGACAGGUUUGACUGUAUUUUUAAAUAAAGCCCUUCUUGCUCUGAACAGAUGAUUCCUUCUUUUCUAUGUGGGAUAGUGAAGCAUAAACAAUAGCAUGAGUAAAUUUGUCAGCUCUUGAUGAUCGCACUUGAAAGAUGUUCAUUUCUGUAAAUACAAUUAUGCAGGAUCGUUGUUAUCAAACCAUUUUUAAUUUAUUUUUUUUUUCUAUUUUUUUUAUCUUGAAUUCUUUUCCUCCUAAAUACUCUGAAGAAGAGUUUUGACUGGAGGUGGUGGAGGGUGGACGAUUACAUUUUGGUAGUCACGGGCCAAAACCUCCUCAUAGUCCUCCUUUUCAUAGCGCUUUUGCAAGCACAAGUAUUUGUAUUAUGCACUGACACAGGGCAUUUGUGUGUAGACUGUAGACAAUUUAUUUUGAAGUCCAUCAAUCUGUGAACCAUAUCUUAUAAAAGAUUUUUGUUGUUGUUUUUUUGUCAAUGCCAAGUCUGGAGGAUAGAGUAUCUUUAAAAAAAAAUAAUAAUAAUGAAAUAAAAACCUGCAGGUCUGAACUAAGCAUUGCCCUUACAGCUCCUAAAAAUACUCUCAUAAGUGAUGUGAAAUACUUCCAUUCAAAAAAAUAUAUUUAUAGAUCUGCAAACUGCCAACAAGAAUAGUAAUUCAAUAAUUUUGCCAUGUUGAAAUCGUGGACAAAAUGUAUUCUUGGGGUUAAUGGUCACGUUUUUUAUCCAUAAAAGUGCUUAGUAAAGAAACUUUUUAGAGCAGGGUUCUCAAAAAAAUCAAUGCGCCGUGUAUAUUUGUGAAAUAUGUGAUUGUAGUUUAAUAGGAAAUGGAAUUGCUGGUUAGAAUUGUGAUUCCUUUUGUUUAAGAGAAAUAAAAUCUCCAAACUUGCUUUAAACUUGUUUUGACUUGGGAUUGUAUAAAGGGUGACUAUAUUUUUAAAUAUGAAUCAUGUAGCUUAAUUGGAACUCUGCAGCUGUGACUGUGAGGAACUCUUCAUCUGUUAAUGAUUUCCUAGUAACUCUCAUUCAAACACUUAAACACCUGAAUGUGUACCAAUCACAAAACAAAAUACUUUAGUAUGUACACAUUAUGUCCAUGUAUACUCAAUUUUAACUAAACUUUUAAUUCUUUAAAGAAGGAUACCUGUACUCUUUAGUCUUUACUGUACCUGAUUUUUUUUUUUUUUGGGGGGGGGGGGGGGUUGUGCCUUUAUUUUGUGUCGGUAUUAGUUUGUCCCUUUGUAUCUCCAGUUUUGUACAAAUUUAGUUAUUCUGAGAUGCAGUAAAUCACUUGAUUUGUCCACUAAAAAGCUCUCGGUGAGAUUCUGCUGUUUCAGCACAUUUGGUAUGUUUAUUGCAGGGUUAUAUUGUGAAGUAAAAAAAAUAUUAUACAACUCGUGACAGGGGAAUAGAUAUAAUCUUGUUUCAGUACUGCGAAUUGCAGUUUACAUGUUUGUUGAGUUUCAGCUUAAAAAAUAAACAAUUUUGGGUAAUGUUUAUGAAAAGUAGAUAUCUUAAUGUAUAUAAACAGGUUAGUGCUAAAAUUAGCAAUGGAAUAUGACUGCAUUUUUUUAACAAGAUAAGUUUGGCCUGUUUUAGCAGUUACUUCUUCCCAAUUAUUCUGUAUGAACAUUAAGCGUGAUUAGAAAUGUCUCCACAAUGCCAAAUUCUUGUCCUAUGUUGUCGCCUAGGAAACACUGUAUACUCUAUUUAACACAAUCACAAAGACUUUCGAAAAUCAACUGUAGGCAAAUUUUGAAGCCUUGACGAUCUCCCGUUGAAGUUUUAGGACACUAAGAGUACGUACUAGUAUUAUGUAAGAUAAAAAGGAUAAAUAACGGAUGUACAAUACUAGUAUUGGUAUUGCCUUAGUGUUGAUUUCUCGAAAGAGUUUACUAUCGUUGGGUAUAAAGUAUCUUCAUUCUUUAGUAGUACAUCGCAUUUGCCCUAUCUUAUACUACAUUUAUUAAAAGAAAGCACCUAUCCCAUUGUAUGAAGAGCAUUUCUUUUGCUUGUAUACUAUUGUACAGGGGGAAGUUCUAUUUACCCUGAAGAGGUUUAUGUGAUAACAUUUAAACAAAGCCAAAAUUUAUAUUUGAUACUCUUUAUUAUUGAAACCUUUAUGUUUUGUCUUUUAAUUAAGGAAGGUAUUGUGAUUUUUCUUUUUGUAUUUGUAAAGUAAAUAUAGUUAUACAGGUGGUAGUUAUUCAAUUAGUAUUUAUCUUUUAUAUCCAUAUGUGAAGUUUAUUUUGACCUGUAUGACAUUGUUGAGAAUGUAUAUUUAUCCCUGCAAUAAAAAUUCCAUGUAAUCAGAAUAAAGUUGGAGAAUUA